Molecule: messenger RNA, 2056 nt
Organism: Capsella rubella
Lineage: Eukaryota; Viridiplantae; Streptophyta; Magnoliopsida; Brassicales; Brassicaceae
Product: protein TRM32
Exons: 4
Coding region: 305-1942 (545 amino acids)
Source: RefSeq, a predicted model, not a curated record
UUGGCGGGUAAAGUAGAACCACAUAGCAGAACGAAAAGUCUCACUUUCUUCCUUCCUUGGUUCAAAGGUCUUCCUCCCUUUGCUCUUCUCUUCCAGACACCUUCCGUUGCAUCAUCAUCAUCAUCAUCAUCAACACCUCCCCUUCUUCAGCUUUUCUUGUUUGUUCCUUAUGUUCUUCUCCGUUUGUAAAGAAUCAAACAGUUCAGUUGCUUAGGGAGUCACUUGUUUCUUCCUCUUCUUCUUGAUCAGAUCAUUAGCUUCGAAAUGGGGAAGCAUUUGAAAAACGAGACUUCUAGUCCAAAACAUGGCAAAUACAAUCACAAAUCAGGAUGGUUGGCUGGAAUGCUUCAUGUGCUUGACUUUCACCAUUGGAGAACUAAGAACCGCCCAAUCUGUAAGUUGGAAGACCCCAAGAACUCAUUCCUUGAUGCGUGAAACAGAGGAACAUGAACCGUUUCUUGAUUCUAAGGAUGAAGAUUCAAAGAUGGCUAAUGUUGUUGAAGAUAGUAAGCCGCCAACGAGACCAGAUACAAAACUGAAGAAGAUGAUGUCUACAAAGCAAGUAACUGAGUACGUGGAUUUUCUUGAAAUCUUGAGAAAAGAAGAUGUUUUUGUCAAGAUUAUGAAAGAUCAAGUCCAGAUCAAGUCUAAUCCAAGAGCUUUGCCCAAGUCAGGCUCGUUUCCUGUCUCACGCUCUCCAAUUCCUGCUAGAAUUGAUCACAAGCAGAAGGAGAACUGGUAUUCUCCUAAGCAAAACGGUGCACUUUUGAAUUUGAAUGUUCCAAGAGACAACACUUCUCAAGAACACAGACCAGUCUCUCCUUCUCGUGGCUCAGCUGAUGAUGGUCACGGGUUUAAUAACACUGUUAUAAACCGAUUCAGAGAAAUCAAGAAGUUGCUCAAAAACGCACUCAAAGACCGGAAUCACACAAGGAAGAAGAAGAAAAGGGUUUCAGAUCAUGUCGCGAAAGAUGAUUAUGAAGGGAGAUACUCUCAACUCUUGGAGCAAAGUUUCAGAAGAGAAGGUGGUGAACUGCGCUCGAAGAGCUUAAAACUUUCGUAUGAAGAUAGAAAGAGCGAUUCGAGAGAUAAUAUACCACAAUUCUUCAGACGGAUUUCAUCUUUGUCCAGUCUUGAAGUUCUUGGUUCAUUUCUGACCGACCUUCCCCGAGACAGUUCUACUUCCAAUCUGGAACCUAGGAAACAUCUCGACCAAGAUACUAACUUUGGAUCCAAGAAACCAUUAUUGUUAUCAGAAUCUCCGAUAAGAGCAGAGAAGGAAAAAAAAUAUGAGUUGCACGAAGAGAGAAGCCAAGAAAGUUACUUAGACAGCCCAAACCGAAGAAUCCUUCCACAAGAUCCACAUUCAGUUCCUAGUGUCAGUUCUUUGGAAGAUACUGCGGAAAAGACCGAUACUUUAGUCUCACAAGGUUUAGGUCUAAGCUCUUUAGAAACUUACAACCAUGAAGAAGAAGAUGAAGAUGCCUACUUCUGUUAUGUAAAGAAGGUUCUAGAAGUUUCAGGCUUCCUCGAUAACAAAGACAACGACGAAAAAUGGCACGCAGAGGAACAACCACUGAAUCCAUCACUAGUCUACGAACUCGAGAUACAAGAAGAAGCAGUAGUGAACAACAGAGAACUUCUCUUUGAUUUGGUUAACGAGGCAAUCGUCGAGACUCACAACGAAUCACACAUAUACUUCCCUAAAACGUUUCCAUACGGCAAACGUUAUCUUGAUGAGGUAUGGGGAAGAGUCGAGUGGAACCUCUCUGGUGUAGGAGCUGAGAAUAAAGAUCGUUCAUUGGACGAUAUUGUGGGAAGAGAUCUUCUUAAAAAGGGUGAUGGAUGGAUGAAUCUACGACGUGAAUCUGAAUGGCUUACCCUUGAGCUUGAAGAUCUGAUUUUUGAUGAUGUUCUAGAUGAGCUGCUUUGUGUUUAUUAGUAUAGUUUACAAAUAGAAAACCUCUUUUUGAAUAUUUCAGGUAGGUUUUUGCCUUUUAUUUUUGAUAUACAUGUAUAUAAAUAUUUGUUUUGAUACAAAAUCCAAGAUUUCUUA